Messenger RNA from Heterocephalus glaber (naked mole-rat), 1189 nucleotides. RefSeq names its product thiosulfate sulfurtransferase (gene Tst). Gene Ontology annotation, cellular component: mitochondrion. Gene Ontology annotation, molecular function: thiosulfate-cyanide sulfurtransferase activity. The record is from RefSeq and is a predicted model, not a curated record. Lineage: Eukaryota; Metazoa; Chordata; Mammalia; Rodentia; Bathyergidae.
GGUGGCGGGCAAUGGUGCAGGCCACCGGGGCAGCUUCGGGUCCGGCUCCGGGCGCUCCAGCUUCUCCAGCGGGCCGGGCGAGCGCCAGUGCAGCGGCGGGGCGAGUGACACGCAGAGCUGCCACCAUGGUUCAGCAGGUGCUCUACCGGGCUCUGGUGUCCACCAAGUGGCUGGCGGAGUCCAUCCGGAGUGGCAAGCUGGGGCCCGGCCUGCGCGUGCUGGACGCGUCCUGGUACUCACCGGGCACCCGGGAGGCCCGCAAGGAGUACCAAGAGCGCCACGUGCCCGGCGCCUCCUUCUUUGACAUAGAGCAGUGCCGGGACACGGCGUCGCCCUACGAGAUGAUGCUGCCCAGCGAGGCGCACUUCGGGGACUACGUGGGCCGCCUGGGCAUCGGCAACGACACGCACGUGGUGGUGUAUGAUGGUGACCAGCUGGGCAGCUUCUAUGCUCCCCGAGUCUGGUGGAUGUUCCGUGUGUUUGGCCACCGCACGGUGUCAGUGCUGAAUGGUGGCUUCCGGAACUGGCUGAAGGAGGGACACCCGGUGACAUCUGAACCUUCACACCCAGAGCCUGCUGUUUUCAAAGCUACACUGGACCGGUCCUUGCUCAAGACCUAUGAGCAGGUCUUGGAGAAUCUUAAAUCUAAAAGGUUCCAGCUGGUGGAUUCACGGGCCCAAGGGCGGUACCUGGGCACAGAGCCAGAGCCAGAUGCAGUAGGACUGGGCUCGGGCCACAUCCGUGGCUCAGUGAACAUGCCCUUCAUGGACUUUCUGACCAAGGAUGGCUUUGAGAAGAGCCCCGAGGAGCUGUCCGCCAUGUUCCAGGCCAAGCAGGUGGACCUCACCCAGCCCCUCAUGGCCACAUGCCGCAAGGGCGUCACCGCCUGCCACAUCGCCCUGGCUGCCUACCUCUGUGGCAAGCCUGAUGUGGCCGUCUAUGACGGCUCCUGGUCGGAGUGGUUCCGCCGGGCACCCCCGGAAACCCGUGUGUCCCAGGGGAAGGGCGGGAAGGCCUGAGCAGCUCUGUCCUCUGUGCACUGUCUCACCCACCUGCCCCAGGUUAGUGACCCCGGCGUGACCUGCAGCUGGUUCUUAGGCAAAGGAGAUUGACACAUUUUUUAGAAUUUCUGUGCAGAGCUUGCUGUUCCUCAAAGCACUGGAAUAAACUGCCUUUUCUGAGUAGCUCA